Messenger RNA from Hippocampus zosterae (dwarf seahorse), 2388 nucleotides. It is a transcript of the gene hnrnpca, whose product is annotated as heterogeneous nuclear ribonucleoprotein C. Gene Ontology annotation, cellular component: nucleus. Lineage: Eukaryota; Metazoa; Chordata; Actinopteri; Syngnathiformes; Syngnathidae. The coding region runs from base 908 to 1972 and encodes 354 amino acids. Gene Ontology annotation, molecular function: RNA binding. The record is from RefSeq and is a predicted model, not a curated record. The transcript is spliced from 9 exons.
GCGCCCCCCGAAUGCGCCAUUAGCCUGUGACAUUAGCUGAAGACGAAGACGAAAGCUAGCUCGCUCGCUGCUCACCGGAGGCUUCACUAAAGAAGCCUGCGCUCGCCUAAAGGACGACCUAAAUAUCAAAAUUUGAGCGAUUUUACCGAAAAGCAAGCCAUUUUGUGCUCGUAAAGGGUCGCGGUGAGUAUUUUGUUACCAGCUAUUUUUCAUUUUUCCUUCCUUUUUCUUUUCUUUUUGGAUUUUUUUUUCAGCGAUGCUUUUUCGAUUUUGCCGAGCUAGACGCUAGUCGCCCUCAUCCUCCUGCUGCUCCCCAGAUUAAAAAAAACACUGGUUGUGGUUUGAACGACAAAAACAAUUUUGGAGGCACCCUAGCUGCAAUCUCUUCCAGUUUUGCAAGUUGGCCGAGGUUGAUUUUUGUGGCAGUUGUUGGGGAAACAUACCUUUGACUGGACUGAUGCGUUUUUGGCACGCUUUUCAGACGACGACACCCCCACCCCCUCUUCCACUCAGACACACGGCUAGGCUAAACUAGCCCCAGUUAGUCCGUCUGGUUUGCUAGUUUUACAUCCCCUUCAUUAUUACCGAUCACACGACGCAGAGCUUUGCCGGUUUUGCUAUUUUUGGUGGAUAUUAUGAUGAUUGCUGCGCAUUUUUAGCUCCUUGGCUAAAAUUAGCCACGCUAUCCUUAGCCUAGCAGUGGCUAGGCUAACCUCUGCGCUAUAGGAGCAUUUGAUUCACUUGGAAACCUGUUGGUGACGCUAUUGGGGCAUGUUUGAUGGGUUAAAAAUCUCACGCGCGAGCGAGAAAAGAGGGGCGAAAAGGUGAAGGUUCGAGACCCCAGGCCAAAGUGAGCCCCAGCCCACAGUGUCAGACAGAACAGACGACUGCCCUGCACACAGACGCUAUGGACCGUUCGCCCACCACCGCUAGCCUGAUGGCCGCCAGCAACGUCACAAACAAGACAGACCCGCGCUCGCUCAACUCGCGGGUGUUCAUCGGCAACCUCAACACCCUGCUGGUGACCAAGGCCGAUGUGGAGGCCAUCUUCGCUAAAUACGGCAAGAUCGUGGGCUGCUCCGUGCACAAGGGCUACGCCUUCGUGCAAUACGCCAACGAGCGCAACGCCCGCUCUGCCGUAGCCGGGGAGGACGGGCGGAUGAUUGUCGGCCAAGUGCUUGACAUAAACCUUGCCGGUGAGCCUAAACCGCACCGUUCCAAAACCAGCAAACGUUCAGCUGGUGACAUGUACAGGCAAGUUUCAAAAGUACCCCCCAAAUCCCACGCCCUUCUCCCAUACAGCAGUUCAUCAUUUGAAUUGGACUACGACUUCCAGAGAGACUACUAUGAUAGAAUGUACUCGUACCCGUCCCGCGUGCCCGCCCCGCCUCCCCCGCUUUCUCGCGCCGUUAUCCCGUCCAAGCGCCCGCGGGUCAGCCUCAGUAGCGGCGGCGGCGGUGGCGGUGGAGGAGGUGGCGGAAGCAGCCGGCGGACCAAGAGCAGCUUCUCCUCAUCCUCCAAGAGCAGCCAGAGGACCUACUCAUCUCGAAGCAUAAAAAUUGAUGAGCUGCAGACCAUCAAGCGCGAGUUGACUCAAAUAAAGAGCAAAGUGGAUGAUCUCCUGGACAGCUUGGAGCGCAUGGAGAAGGACCACAGCAAGAAGACGGAUUCCAAAGCCGUUCAGCCCGAGCCUGGUGAGGUGACCUCCCCGCCUCACCCUAGCAACAAGAAGGAUGAGGCCCUGAAGCGGGAGCGGGACAGCCAGGAGCUUAACGACACUGACGAGGAGGAGGAAGAAGAAGAAGAGGAGGAGGAGGAGGAGGAGGAGGAAGAAGAAGAGGAGGGAGACCUCCUGGAAGAAGAGGAGGAGCCGAAGAGCCAAGAGGCGGAGGAGGAGGAUGAAGAGGAGGAAGGCGAGCACGUGGAAGGAGAUGAUGACGGCGACAGCAUCAACGGAGAAGAUGACUCGUAGGCCGCCGCCCAACCGCACCGCACCUCACCUCACCGUGGUGUUAAGCUACUAGUAGGAACUUGGACUUCAGUUUUAUCACACACAAUGUGGAUUUGACAACAAUAAUGACUAAAAAAAAAACAGACGUGCACGGAAACGAGCAUGGCAGGCACACACACACGCACACACAGUUAUUGUGUUCAUUUGUGGCUGCUGUGACUUGCUGUGUAGCUUCAUUUUAACACGUACCAACUGGCAAGCCACGUGUGUGCGCACACUUGUCGUUUUUCUUUUUAGCUCUUGUAGGCGCGUCGGUUUGCCUCCCUCGUCAUCCGGCUGUCUGUUGUUUUUGACCCCAUUGUGUGUCCGUUUAUUUUUAUACUCUUCACCUUCUGUUUUACUGUAAAGGAAUAAAUUGCAAUAAAAUAUAAAAAUGA